This is a messenger RNA of Gymnodraco acuticeps, 1041 nucleotides long. RefSeq lists its product as uncharacterized. The record is from RefSeq and is a predicted model, not a curated record. Lineage: Eukaryota; Metazoa; Chordata; Actinopteri; Perciformes; Bathydraconidae. Gene Ontology annotation, molecular function: protein dimerization activity. The transcript has 2 exons. The coding region runs from base 49 to 723 and encodes 224 amino acids.
UCUAUUAGCGACAGGGAACUUCAUUUUCUGAAGGAAUAUUGUGCCAUAAUGAAGCCACUCACAGUUGCUCUGGACAUCCUGCAAGGAGAGGACAACUGUUACUUUGGCACCCUCCUGCCCACUCUAGAAACAUUAAUGUCAAAGACCCUGGAGAUGAAAGACAGUCUGACUGUAGCAACUGGCCUACCUGAAGCCAUAGUUCAGGCUAUCAAAAAACGAUUUGCAUCCGUCUUGGAAAGCAACAAUGCAAUGCUGGCAGCCGUCACACUUCCCAAGUUUAAGUUACGGUGGGUGAGAGACCAGAGGAAGAAAGAGAUGGUCAAGGGAAUCCUGGCAGCAGAGUGUCACAAGUUUCUCCCUGGCCCUGAGCAGCAACCAGCCAGGAAUCCUGUGUCUCCGACAACACCACCAGACUCAGGCUCCUCCAAAGACAAAGAGCAGGACUUUUUUUGCUUUGAGGAUGACGAUGAAACCUUCAGCACUGUGGAAACUGAGGUAAUGGCCUACUUGAAAACAGCCGAAACAGGCAUGGAGAUUCUCAAAACAUUUCCCACAAUAAAGGCAAUUUGUCUGAAGCUAAAUGCAGCUACCCCAUCCAGUGCACCAGUUGAGAGACUCUUCAGUCUGGGAAGUCUGGUACUGUCUCCAAAGAGGAACAGGCUGUCUGACCAAAGGUUUGAGAAGCUGCUUCUCAUGAGGUACAACCACUGGUUCGAAAGCUAAACCUCCACUCAAACAUUAAUUCAGGUCUUUGCCAAUAAGCACUUUUUGUUGUUUUGAUUAACUAGGCCCACAUUUGUUAUCUGUGUGUGUGCCACAGCGACACAACAGCACUUUAAUUUCUGUUAUAUAUAUUACAAAACACUUAUUGUAUGCUUGCUGGAUUUCAUACUUGAACUAAAGGAAAAACACUGACUUUUGUUAUACUUAUUUUGUUGGACUACAACAGCAGUUGCCUCUAUAUGGUGCUGAAAGCACUUUAAUUUUUGCACUUUGAUUCUGAACAAUAUAUUCAGCUUACUUUCCAUUAGUUUCAGAAAA